GCUUGAAAUAAGAAUUUAAUGGUAAUUCCAAUUGUAAAAUGUGAUUUAAAAGGCAAGAAAUGCCUGUGCUCAGGUGCUUGUUGGUAUCAGUUCUGCUGUUAGGUCAGCUGCUGCAAAGUGCAAACCCGUUGAAGUUUGAAGAACUACCCCAUUUGAUGAAUGAACGUGAGCUUAGUUUCUACUUUGGUAGCGAACAUCGUCAGCAACUUCCACAGUUUGAGCUAUUCUCACCUCGAAGUGAACCAACGCCUAGUACUGAGCGUCCCAGUGAGAAUCAAGUGUUGAGAGUUCCGUUUCAGGAUACUGUUGUGACGUUGGAUUUGAGGGCACGAACAAACUUAGUCACGACCAAUACGAAAUUUGUUACGCGAUGUGAAAAUGGCACCACGAAAGAGUACGUCCAUCGGUCGACGAAUGAUUGCCACUAUCUGCAUGUGGAUCACGAGUCGUCUGCUGCUAUCACAAGCUGUGAUCUGCGAAAUUAUCAGGGCAUCGUCUUCCUUCCGAACCAGACCCUGGAAAUCCAACCCUUAAACGAUAGACUGCGAAAUCUCAUCCCACUAUAUGGACACUUCUUAGUAGAAUCGCAGAAUUUGCAUCUGAUCAAGAGAACUUCGUUCGAGGAUGUGAUUUUCGCCGAUGAUCUGUUCACUCGUAAAAAUCUGCUCACAUCUCCCAAAGGCUCCGAUAUUCAUCUGCUGGGCGACACGUUGGACCAAAACAACUACACUGUCGAAGGUUUGGAACCACUGUAUCCAGCAAAGACAGGUGGGGAGUCUCGUCUACGCCGAUUGACAAUCGAGCUGGGACUGUUCUUCGAUGAGGCCGCUUAUCGGAUCUUUGCUCCCCACUUUGACGGGGAUGAUCUUAGACUGAAGGAUUUUAUUCUCGCUUAUGUAAACGCCAUUCAAGCUCUUUACCAUCAUCCUUCACUGGGAACUCCGGUGGACAUCACUGUGGUAUAUUUGGAAAUUAUGAAACGGCAACCACCUGGGAUGCCGCACUUUAACGGUGAAAGAGAAUCGCUCCUGGAUUCGUUCUGUUUAUACCAGAUGAACCUAAACAAAGGCGAUGACAGUGAUUCAAACCACUGGGAUCUGGGGUUAUAUGUUUCCGGAUUGGAUUUCCAUGCCAUUGAAAAUGGACGACGCAACGGAGUGACAAUGGGGUUAGCCACCGUUGGAGGGAUUUGCAUCGGAGAAUAUUCCUGCGUUAUAGCAGAGUUUGGGACAACCAGUGUAUUUGGCAAACCGUAUCCUUCGGCUGGUUUUACAUCGGUGUUUGUAUCCGCCCACGAAAUCGGACAUAGUUUAGGUAUGCAUCAUGACUCGUCGGGUAAUAGGUGUGCUAAGGAUGGUUACGUGAUGUCACCAUCGAGGGGAACCCAGGGAGAGACUAUCUGGUCGUCAUGCAGUGCGGCGGCGAUUCGGGAGUUGACUUGGGCAGAAUGUCUAUUUGAUUCACCUGUAAAAAUUAAAAAGGAAUUAGAUGCCUGGAAAUAUCAAGGGUAUCCCGGACAGGUAUUCACUGCAAAGAAGCAGUGUGAGAUAUUGUUGGUCGAUAAAGAUGCAAUCGCUUUCACCCAACCCAGUUUGGAUCGCAUUUGUCAAAAUCUACAGUGCCGCACACCACACCGCACCGGUUUCUAUUUUUCCGGACCAGCUCUCGAGGGAACUGACUGUGGCGAUAGUAAGUGGUGCAUUGGUGGCGAUUGUGUGAAGCAGAAGAAAAAACCUAUAAACGUGAUAAAGGGAGGCUGGAGUGAUUGGGACAUUGGAGAUUGUAAUUCUGGUUGUUUGAAGCAUUCGAGGGGGUUCCAGCAGCGAACGAGACGCUGUGACAAUCCCAAACCAGUCAACACGGAUACCGGGUGUGAAGGCAGUUCGUUCGAUGUUACCGUUUGCGACGAUGAGCAGCUUUGUUCGAAUAAGCGGCAACCUAUCGAAGUUUAUGCCAGCAUACGAUGUAGAGAGUUUAGUAAGCUCUUGAGUAGACUUGACCCUGCUGGAUUGGGUAUACAAGGUCCGUACGAUGGACAUAGACUUUGGAUGAGCUGCGCUAUUUACUGCAAACGAGCUGAUAGCGCCGCCUUCUAUGCACCAAGGUUUGAUCUGAACGAUUUGGGCAUUGACUCUUAUUUCCCCGAUGGAACUUUGUGUCAUUCUGAUGGGACGUUAAAUUAUUAUUGCCAGCAACAUCACUGUUUACCCGAGAAUUUUAAAUCCUCUAAGAUUUCAAUCUGGACGCUAACGGAGGACAUUCCCAUCUCGGGCAACGCUCUUCCCCAACGGACCCGCUAUCUAGAUAACGAGCUGUUCAAAUAUCUCUCGAUAGACAGUGACGGUAAACCUCUUAUCGCACAGUGGAAUUACAAUCCGGUUCCACAUGAGGACGACGGUGAGUGGCCAGAUAUUGACUACCGAGAGCUACCGGAAGAGGUAAAGAGAGCAGCCCACCGAUUGUAAAAAGCCGUACAGAUGCGUUCCUUGGCUUUAUCUUAUCACGUGCGAACUGAACUAGUGUGUCAGAAUAAAUAGAGAAAAUGCGCAAUUCAAAUGUUCAGAUGUCGUACCUUGUGGAAUUCCUACGCAGACGGCAUUGAUUGGCGAAUAGCUGCAU
Messenger RNA from Topomyia yanbarensis, 2619 nucleotides. RefSeq names its product A disintegrin and metalloproteinase with thrombospondin motifs adt-1-like. Gene Ontology annotation, biological process: extracellular matrix organization; proteolysis. The record is from RefSeq and is a predicted model, not a curated record. NCBI's taxonomy places the organism in Eukaryota, Metazoa, Arthropoda, Insecta, Diptera, Culicidae. Bases 60 to 2465 code for a protein of 801 amino acids. The transcript has 7 exons. Gene Ontology annotation, cellular component: extracellular matrix. Gene Ontology annotation, molecular function: metalloendopeptidase activity.